GCAUCCACUUCCAGGACGUCCACACAUUUUGUUUUCUUACGCGUGUGCACCUGGGUCCAAUCACCUGUAAUGGCGUCGGUACCUGAAAAGUGUCAUAUAACCAUUCCAUUAGUUCUUCCGUUCUCUUGGGUUCGCUGUCAGCUAAUCUUAUUUUCAGAACAACGCCAUUUGAUAGGAAUACGAAACGUGAAGUUUGUGGUUUUUCAAAAUGUCAAGUUACCUUCAUACAAAAGAGAAUUCGCAAAUUUCGUAUGAGACGAUCCCUGAAAGAUUGCGUAAGAGAGCUGAAGAAUAUCCAGGCAGAGUGACAAUCGUUUGCUACGAUGCAGAAUUCCAAAGACACCAAAUAACCAUGAAAGAGAUGUACGAUGGAGCGGUGAAGUUCGCAAAGGCUUUGAUGAAACUAGGCGUUGAAAAAGGAGACACAAUUGCAUUUUGUGUUCCUAACUGUGUGGAAUGGAUGAGCUACGAUAUUGGAAUCAUGAUGACGGGAGCAUAUUCUAUGAGAUUGAUAUUUGGAUUAGCAGAUAUUAAAUCUAUUAUAAAGGGAUGCAGUGCUGUUGUAUUUGGAUCCAAAUCUAUUUGGGACAGUUUCUUAUCCAUUGCACAAAUAAAUGAUGAUGGAAAAGUAUCUAGCGAAGCGUGUCCUGAUUUGAGGUUUGCCAUUAAUGUGUCCAAUACACACGGACCAGCCAAUGCUUUAUCUGCUGCUAAAUUGAUAGCAGAAAUAAGUGACGAUGACGCAGUUGAGUUUCCUUACAUUGACUCAGAGGAUAUUGCAUCAAUCAAUCAGACUUCCGGAAGCACAGGUGUGCCUAAACGUAUCUGUCACAGCCAUUUUGAUUGCUUAAACAACAAGGAUUCAGAUUUUAAGGACACUUCUCUUAUCAUAUUUAGCAGUAGGCCAAUGGGAUAUAGUGGAGGAUAUCCGAUGACUGUGCUAACCAGAAGAUCAUUGCAUGUCAGUGGAGACGUAGAAAUGUUGAAUGAUCCGAAGAAUCUGAAUUUUGUCAUAGACAUAUGGCAGAGAGAAAAAUGCAACAUGGUUGGUGUUGCACCACAAGAUUUGAAGCGACUUAGCGACUGUGAUUUCCGUGUCAAUAUGAUAAUGUCAGGUGGAGACAUGAUUACCCGAGAUACAAUAGAAGAUGCUUUAAAGGUUGCAGAUUGCUUCUUAAUUUGUUAUGGAAGUACUGAAUGUUUCUUCAUGACUAACAGAAUUUUUACACUAAAAAACAUUUCGGAACAUCGACAAGGAAUGUUGGGUCGACCAGUUGAAGGUACUGAAAUCAAAAUUGUUGACGAGGAGAAGAGGGUUGUAGAUAUUGGAAAGACAGGCUAUUUGUAUUUUCGAAGUAAAUGGGUAACAAAAACACAUCUGGAUGGUACUUCAUGUUUAGAAAAUGGUUGGUAUCCAACAUCAGAUAUUUGUUACUUAACUGAAGAUGGUGAUCUCAUAAUGGUUGGAAGAAGCACAGAUUUUAUUAAGAAGUCUACAGUAAAGUUAUCUAUUAAACUUAUUGAAGAAUACGUUGGACGCCAUCCGAGUGUAGAUGCUGUGGUUGUCGUACCAAUUCCUGACGAGGCAGUUGGAGAACGUGUGUGCGUAUGCGUAACCCUUCGACUAAAUCACAAGUUCAAUGAAGAAGAAUUGAAGAAGUUUUGUACAGAAACAAUGCCGCAUCCAGAUAACUUUGGUUGUGUAUCGAUGCAUCCUGAUUAUAUUUUAUGUUUUCCUUCAUUUCCACAUUUGGCUAGUGGCAAGCUUGACAAAAAGACUAUAACAAGUUUAGCCAUGAAGAAAAUAACAAAAAUGUAGUAAUAAUUAAAUUAAAUUACCAAGAUUAAGAAACGUGUAUUUUAGUUUUCCCUGUUUAACAUGUUAACGUGUUAAGGUUUCCUUCUCAAUAAAGGCGACAUGCUUCAUUAAAUAUAUACAUGUAUAUAUGUAUAUGCUUACAUACAUGCAUACAUAAAUACAUACAUACGUACAUUCACUCUUAUUAUCUCCCCUUCACUCAACCCUUUUCAUAAUGUUGAACAAUUAAUCUCAACAAACACUUUUUUCUGUUUCCGUUUUUUAACUAUCUUUCCAUCCCCCCUCUUAUCCCUUUCUGUCAAAGACCUCUCUACUGUUCUCGGAGUGCUUGUUGUUCUCUCACCUGUCUUUGUGUUUUGU
Octopus bimaculoides (California two-spot octopus) is the source of this 2179-nucleotide messenger RNA. Its product is annotated as medium-chain acyl-CoA ligase ACSF2, mitochondrial. The record is from RefSeq and is a predicted model, not a curated record. Lineage: Eukaryota; Metazoa; Mollusca; Cephalopoda; Octopoda; Octopodidae.